Messenger RNA from Diatraea saccharalis (sugarcane borer), 2087 nucleotides. The record is from the annotation of a GenBank genome assembly. Lineage: Eukaryota; Metazoa; Arthropoda; Insecta; Lepidoptera; Crambidae.
AAGAUAGAUAAUUUAUUUUUGAACGUGCCAUCUGACUGUCAUUGUCAAAAAAUCUGUAAAAAAAAAAUGACACAUAAUGUCAUACACUACGAAAAUAGCCAAAAAGAUGGAAGUUAUUUUUAAAUAAACACAUUAAAAACCUAAAAUAAUCGAAAAAUACAUUAUGUAUUCAAUUCAGAAGCAAUUUAUUAGCAGUAUUAAAGUAUUUCUCCCAUAAUUAACCGUUACUAUAUUUAGAACAAAGUUUGCCCGAAUUAUGAUUUUUAUACAGCAAAAAGUAAAAUUUUCUCGUUUAAGAAGCCAAUUAAUUCUCAGGGCAACAAUAAUUUGGAUCAAUUCUUUGGAGGAUGGUACACCUCGAGAUGACAGAUGUGCAACUUAAUACCAAUUAUUUGAGUAUAAAUGAUUUGCCAAAUGAGAUACUUAUAUAUAUUUUUUCUAUGAUCGACUUUGAGUCAUUGCUGAGUGUUAUUAAAGUAUGUGCACGGUGGCAACAACUCUGUCUGACCCCAUGUGUCUGGGACAAUACUCGACUCAUUGUUUGCAUGAAGAACUAUGUGAAAAUACAAGAAAGUAUUGUACCGUUUGUAGCAAAGUAUUUGAAAAAUGUAAAAUUACAAUAUUUCAAACUAUAUCCUCAAGUGAGAGCUUCCCUUAUAAGUUAUUGCCCUAAUCUGACUCACUUAGAGAUAAGUAUAUCACAAGUUGACAGCUGUAUUUUUGAUGAUCUUGGACACUGGCCUAAUCUGAAGUUUUUGAGUUUUCGCAAUUCUUUAAUAGUGCAGAAUCCUACUAAUGUUAAUGGGAAUUUUGUAUAUCAUUUGCCAUUCGAGAAAUUGAAAUAUUUGGAGACACUUGUAUUAUCAAAUUUUGCACUGACUCAUAACAGUCUUUAUAGUAUGUUGCAGUGUUCCAAUUUAAUUAGUAUCAACAUGGAAAAAAUGAAAAAUAUCCCUGCACACUUCUUAGAGUCAUUACUUCGAACUAAGCAAUCUACAUUAAGAGCAUUACACGUUUAUGGGGACACACUAAAUGAUGAUAUCAUUAGAUAUAUUUCUAAUUGUAAAUUUUUACAAGUUCUCCACAUUAUGACAUGUAAAACACUGUUUGAUUCAAGUUUGUUGCAUCUUUAUAGAUUAAAAAAUUUGCAUUCACUAAAAUUACGACAUUCAUAUUUUUCAACGAGUGCUUUAUUUGCUUAUUUUUCAAAUAACAUCUUUCAUAAUCUGACAUACCUUAGUUUAUCACGAUGCCACCAUGUUAAUAUGCAAGUUGCUAAAGCUAUCAAAACGAGCGCACCUAAUCUUAAAGAACUUUCAUUUUAUCUUUGCCCAUUUAUUAUAUCACCUGAUUUUAAUAGAUCAGAAUUAGAAAAACUAUUCAACAUACAGCUAUUGCUUGAUUAAAGUAUAGAUAGAUUACCCUUCAUCAAUGAUUCAUGUUUCAGAAAUUGUAUUUUGGAUACUGUCUCUAAAUGACAAAUGAAUGUAAUGAUUGUUUGAAAGUAAGCAAUUUUUUAAAUCAAUUUAGUUUAUAGGUUGUGUUGUGAUGGAUGUGUUAACUAAUUGUCUUUAUUAUUAAGUACAGUAAUGUUGAUGUACUGGAUACUUAAACAAAUUUACUUAUGACAAAGGCAAGUGGUUGCAUGAUUAGUGCCUUUAUAUUUUAUUAAGUUGACAUCUUGUUAAAUAUUGACGAGUGAAAUAUUCAAAGAUUUGAUUUGUACUUUUGAAUUCACAUGGUCAAUUAAAUCUGAUGUGCCUUAUCAUAUUUUUAAUAACUGUAAAGUAUUUAAAACAGUAUAAAUUAUUUAUACAUUUGUUAUAAUAAUGUAAAUAUAUUUAGUCAAUGUAGUAGGAAAAAUACAACGAGUUAUCAAUUGUAAUAUCAGCAAAAAGAUAAACAUCUAUAAUAAGAUAUCAAUGCUUUACGUAUAUUGCCUACACAACAAAAACAAUUGUGAUUUUAUAGUUGUUAUAUGUUUGUAUGAAACUAAUUUAGUAUCAUAUACACCAUAGAAAAUAAAGUGUAUUUUCGAAAGAAAGAGAUUUUCGCUAUCCCUAUUAUACGUAAGAAUUUAAGCUCUG